Messenger RNA from Chinchilla lanigera (long-tailed chinchilla), 2303 nucleotides. RefSeq names its product ring finger protein 14 (gene Rnf14). The record is from RefSeq and is a predicted model, not a curated record. Gene Ontology annotation, biological process: protein polyubiquitination; ubiquitin-dependent protein catabolic process; positive regulation of proteasomal ubiquitin-dependent protein catabolic process. Gene Ontology annotation, cellular component: ubiquitin ligase complex; cytoplasm. NCBI's taxonomy places the organism in Eukaryota, Metazoa, Chordata, Mammalia, Rodentia, Chinchillidae. Gene Ontology annotation, molecular function: ubiquitin protein ligase activity; zinc ion binding; ubiquitin conjugating enzyme binding.
GCUGGUUCCUGGGCUUCCGCACUUUUUGAGACAGAGAUUUCUGGCACACAUCUGGUCUUAGCUCUUGAGCACCCUAAGGGACUGGCAAGAAUUCUAACUCCUGGGGCCCAUCUGGAACUACCGAAGCCCCCGCCCCAGCUUGACGGCCCAGGACCUGCCUCUGCGACCCAUUCUCCGCGAACACCUGCCGCUGGCUGCCUCCGAGGGCCGUCGCGGCCGCGCCUGCAGCGCCACCUGCGGUCCGCGGAGGGAUGGCAGGAUUUUCAUAGUGUAUCUAAUAUGAGUCCCACAUCUUGGCGUCCUAUCCAUCUUCAGCAGUCUCAGCUCCACUGGCUGGAGAAUGAAUGGGAUUUGCACAAAUUACAAACGGAACUGAAAUACAGACUGCAGUGUUAAUAUCCUUUCCUUCUGGUUGCUAUUAACAGAAAAGUAAAUGUCGUCAGAAGACCGAGAAGCUCAGGAGGAUGAAUUGCUGGCACUGGCAAGUAUUUAUGAUGGAGAUGAAUUUAGAAAAGCAGAAUCUGUCCAAGGUGGAGAAACCAGGAUCUAUUUGGAUUUGCCACAAAAUUUCAAGAUAUUUGUAAGCGGCAAUUCAAAUGAGUGUCUCCAGAAUGGUGGCUUUGAAUACACCAUUUGCUUUCUGCCUCCACUUGUGCUGAACUUUGAACUGCCACCAGAUUAUCCAUCCUCCUCCCCACCUUCAUUCACACUUAGUGGCAAAUGGCUGUCACCAACUCAGCUCUCUGCUCUCUGCAAGCACUUAGACAACCUGUGGGAAGAGCACCGAGGCAGCGUGGUCCUCUUUGCCUGGAUGCAGUUUCUUAAAGAAGAGACCUUAGCGUAUCUGAAUAUUGUCUCUCCUUUUGAGCUCAAGAUGGGUUCUCAGAAAAAAGUGCAGAGGAGGACAGCUCCAGCCUCUCCCAGCACAGAGGUAGAUUUUGGAGGAGCCGUUGGAUCUGAUACAGACCAAGAGGAAGUAGUGGAUGAGAGAGCUGUACAGGAUGUGGAAUCAUUGUCAAGCCUAAUCCAGGAAAUCUUGGACUUCGAUCAAGCUCAGCAGAUGAAAUGUUUUAAUAGUAAAUUAUUUCUGUGCAAUAUCUGUUUCUGUGAGAAGCUGGGUGGUGAGUGCAUGUACUUCUUGGAGUGCAGGCAUGUGUACUGCAAAGCUUGCCUGAAGGACUACUUUGAAAUCCAGAUCAAAGAUGGCCAAGUUCAGUGUCUCAACUGCCCAGAACCAAAGUGCACUUCAGUGGCCACGCCUGGUCAGGUCAAAGAGCUUGUGGAAGCAGAGUUAUUUGCCCGGUAUGACCGCCUUCUCCUCCAGUCCACCUUGGACCUGAUGGCAGAUGUGGUGUACUGCCCCCGCCCAUGCUGCCAGCUGCCUGUCAUGCAGGAGCCUGGCUGCACCAUGGGCAUCUGCUCCAGCUGCAAUUUUGCCUUCUGUACCUUGUGCAGAUUGACCUACCAUGGGGUCUCUCCAUGUAAGGUAACUGCAGAAAAAUUAAUAGAUUUACGAAAUGAGUACCUGCAAGCAGAUGAGGCCAAUAAAAGGUUUUUGGAGCAGAGGUACGGGAAGCGGGUGAUUCAGAAGGCUCUGGAGGAGAUGGAGAGUAAGGAGUGGUUGGAAAAGAACUCCAAGAGCUGCCCAUGCUGUGGAACUCCCAUACAGAAAUUGGAUGGAUGUAACAAGAUGACGUGUACUGGCUGUAUGCAGUAUUUCUGUUGGAUUUGCAUGGGUUCACUUUCUAGAGCCAACCCUUACAAACAUUUCAAUGAUCCCGAUUCCCCAUGUUUUAAUAGGUUAUUCCAUGCGGUGGAUGUUAAUGGAGAUGUUUGGGAAGAUGUGAUUGAAGACUAGUUGACUCCUGCUCACAAUAUAGAAGUGGAAUUGUUUGUCCUAAUCUUUUCUCAAGUACACUAAGAAACUUCUCAGGAUUUUAGGAUACUGUGCAUUCACUCUUCCCGAGUAGAAGAUAAGGAAGAACAAGAUUUAUAUUUUCAUUUGAUGCUGUUGACUAAGGCAUCCAUGUUUCCAUGUAACAUAAACUGAUAAAAUUAGAAGCCAAAGGUUCAGAAAAUGAAAAUUACAGAUUAUUGAAUGUUAUAUAACAUGUCCAAAGCUCUAAAUAGUUAAAAAUAAGUAUUUAUUUUCUUCCCCAAGAUGUAGGUGUGGGUCAAGAGCUAAACAUAUAGACCUGCCUCCAAGAAGCAUCCCUCUCAGACAUUCGGUUGCAGCCCCUUCAGUACCACUUCAUACACCUGGGGUGGGUAGACGCCCCAUUAAAAUUGUACUGAGAACUUUA